This is a messenger RNA of Cylicocyclus nassatus, 1344 nucleotides long. NCBI's taxonomy places the organism in Eukaryota, Metazoa, Nematoda, Chromadorea, Rhabditida, Strongylidae. The record is from the annotation of a GenBank genome assembly.
AUGCCGGGCCCUGGUGAGGCUAUCUCCGUCGUCGCAAUCUGUAGUAUUCGACUCGGAAUUCAGAAUCCGCAGCAGGACUUAGCUGAUAACUUAAUGAGUGCCUCCGAAAAUCCACUUAUCAGGGGUUUUCUUUUGCAACGCCGAAUCCGAAAAUCCACAUUAGAAGCCGCCAAACCAGCUGAAUCAAAGGUUUAUGUCUAUCAACACAUACAAACGAGAUUUCACGGUAAAGUGCGACAGCGCCAUACGGUGGAGUUACGCAAAGACAAGGGAAAGUAUGUUGUACAACCUUCUCCGUUGUAUCUCCGCCACCGUGCCAUGGAUGAGAAUUUCAAUUCCCUUGCUGAGGAGCAGAAGGAGGGUGGCGUUGUGUAUAACGCGAAAGUACUCAAGGAAGGAACACAAUCUGCGAUUGACAUGGAUGAUAACAGCGUUUCGGCACCUUCAGAGGGUGCGAGCUCACUGGAACCUUUGACACCCCCUGCUGCAGCUUCUGAGCGUAAGAAAUCGCCUGAGAAUGAAAAUCAAGCAUAUCCUGGUUACCUCUGGAGUGGAGAGCUGCCACCUCGGAACUAUAGCAAUCCUACAUUCUCGAGUAAAAUAUUUGUAGGCGGAGUGCCUUGGGACAUCACAGAAACAGCGUUGAUUGAUGCUUUUUCUCCAUAUGGUAAUUGCCGAGUUGAAUGGCCAUGCAAGGAGGUGCGUUCUUCACGUUCGAAUAAAACACGGGGCAAGAUCACCGGAUAUGUGUACAUGGUAUUUGAAACAGAAAGGUCUGUGCGUUUGCUGCUGCAGGAUUGUUCGCAAGAGUUUGGUUCUGCUGGAGAGUGGUACUUCAAGUUGAAAGCGCGCCGUAAUCAGAGUAGCGAGAUUCGUCAGGUGCAAGUAAUCCCAUGGGUGGUAUCUGACUCGUGUUACAAUGAUGAUCCGAGCUAUCCCCUUGAUCCCAAAAAGACGGUUUUCGUUGGCGCAUUACAUGGUAUGCUCACGGCGCAUGUGUUGUUCUCCAUAAUGAACGAAUUAUAUGGAAACGUCGUAUUUGUCGGGAUUGAUACCGACAAGUACAAAUAUCCGAUUGGUAGCGGCAGGGUUACCUUCCGUUCACAUGCAUCUUACUUUCGAGCUAUAGAAUCUGCAUUUCUUGAGAUUAGAACCAGCAAAUUUAGUAAAAGAGUACAAAUUGAUCCAUUCCUUGAAGAUUCGUGGUGUAUGGUGUGCGGCGAAGCGCAAGGUGUGCCUUGUCUCAGAUCUGACUCAGAGUUCUCAUGUGUCUAUGAUACGCUCAACAAGGAAAUGAACGAUAUUUCGGGAAAACCGUAUUUUCCCUCAUCUGACGUUGGUUAG